AUGUCCUUCAACGAAAAGACAUCCAGCAAAGACUCCCUCGAGAAGGCUGGGCAGAGCGAGCCUGAGCUUUUCAACCAAGACGUUCGCCAUGCCCUCGCGGCUGAGCUCGAUAUUGUCGACGAGAAGAAGGCCGAUCUCCUGUUCCAGCAAGCAGAGGCUAUCUCUGAUGAGGAAGCAGAAGAGAUUAUGCGUGAAAUUCUCGAGGAGCAUCGCCAUAAUCCCUUUUUCCCUUCCAGAGUCCUUGAACUUGCUCGCGACUUCACCGAGAACCCACAUGUCAAGGAGGACCCCGUUCACUACCAGCGACUCCUCAAAGAGGUCAAGAUGGAAGCUGCUCUUAUCGUCAACGACUCUCCUUAUGUGGAAGUUCGUGCCGUCGUAUCACCCACGGAUGAUCCCAACGAGGCAUGCAGCACUGUGCGCUCUUGGACGAUCGGUAUCAUCCUCGCGUGCUUUGGCGCACUCAUCAACCAGCUCUUCUCCCUUCGCCAGCCUUCGAUCUACGUUGAUCAGAUCGUAGCACAGCUGCUUGCAUAUCCCCUCGGCAAAUACUGGGGCGAAUGGAUGCCUUCGUUCAUCAACCCUGGCAAGUUUACGCGCAAGGAGCACAUGCUUAUCACUGUUAUGGCGAAUGUCUCUUUUGAUGUCGGUUACUCUGGAUACAUUAUCGUCGUGCAGCUGGUACCUACCUUCUUCAACCAGCAGUGGGCGAAGAGCUUCCUGUACCAGAUUACACUCUCGCUUUCCUUCCAGCUCAUGGGUUAUGGCCUUGCCGGUCUCUCCAGGCGUUUCCUCGUCUACCCGUCCGCAGCCAUUUGGCCUCGGAACCUGGCCACAAUCGCGCUCAACAACUCUUUCCACGCCGAGGUUAACCCAACUGCCAAUGGAUGGAAGGUGUCGCAGCUGCGCUUCUUCCUGUAUGCAUUCGGGGGCAUGUUCGUCUACUUCUGGUUCCCCAACUACAUCGCGGCGUUCUUGUCCUACUUCUCCUGGAUGACUUGGAUUGCUCCCGACAACGUCAAGCUUGCGGCCAUCACGGGCUCGCAGUCGGGUCUAGGCUUGAACCCGAUCCCGACGUUUGACUGGAAUGUUGUGAUUGCGACCGCUACUCCGCUUAUUUCGCCAUUCUUUACGACCCUGAACAAUUUUGUCGGCAUGCUUCUGACACUGCCAAUUAUUGUGGCACUCUGGGUGUAUAAUGUAUGGUAUACUGCCUACAUGCCCAUCAACAUCAACAAGCCAUACGAUCGAUUUGGCGCGCGGUACAAGGUCACGAGCAUUGUCAACGAGGAUGGCCUCUUCGACCAAGCUGCCUACGAAGCUUACUCACCUCUCUACCUCUCGGCUUCAAAUGCAUUCUUGUACGGCGUCUUCUUCGCCAUCUACCCGGCUACGAUCGUCUACGCCUACCUCUACCACCGCCAUGAGAUCGUUCGUGGUUUCAAAUCUCUCAUUCGCCGUCACAACCCCAAAGCCUACCAACGCGACGUCCACAACCGCCUCAUGUCGGUUUACCCCGAGGUUCCCGAAUGGUGGUAUGGCAUCCUCCUUCUGGCCGCCAUUACAUUGGGCUUGAUCGCUCUAUUGGCCUUCCCGACUCAUGCCACCGUCGGGUCACUGUUCAUGGGUAUUGCGCUCGCCUUUGUCUUCGUCGUCCCUAUUGGUGUCAUCUACGCUGUGACGAAUAUGCAAGUUACGCUCAAUGUGCUCGCCGAGUUCAUUGGUGGUCUCCUCUUCCCAGGAAAUGCUCUCGCCAUGAAUAUGUUCAAGUCGUACGGAUACGUCACGACCGCUCGAGCCUUGACAUUCGCACAAGAUCUCAAGCUUGGCCACUACUCCAAGGUCCCACCACGCAUCAUGUUCGCCGCUCAGACGAUUGCGACCAUCAUCUCGACCACUGUGGCUAUGGCAAUCUUGAACUGGCAGGUUACUGGUAUUAAGGGUGUCUGCACACCAGAUGCACAGGCAAAGUUCUACUGCCCUGGAACAUCGACUUUCUUCACGGCAUCCGUCAUUUGGGGAACACUCGGCCCAGCUCGCAUGUACGGCAAAGAUGGCCCAUACUUUGUCCUCCUAUUCGGAUUCGUGUUGGGUGCGAUCAUGCCGAUACCCUUCUACUUCCUGGCGAAGCGAUUCCCGGACAACAAGUUCAUCCGUGGAAUUCACAUCCCCAUCUUCCUCGGUGGUGGCCUCAACUGGGCACCUUAUAACUUGUCGCAUGCCUGGCCAGCUGUACCAAUCGCUUGGUUCUUCCAGGUCUACGUACGAAAGCACUAUCUGGCGUGGUGGCAGAAGUACAACUACAUCCUGUCGACGGCCUUUGACUGCGGUGUCGCUAUUGCAGCCAUCGUCACAUUCUUCGCACUCCAGUGGCCCGGUGUGGAGAUUAGUUGGUGGGGUAACGACAUUGUCAAUGUCGGUGCGGACGCGUACCCUGGUACGGCGCUACUCCCAGUGCCUGACAUUGGCUACUGGGGUCCAUCUUCUGGAUGGCAUUAG
Molecule: messenger RNA, 2499 nt
Organism: Serendipita indica DSM 11827
Lineage: Eukaryota; Fungi; Basidiomycota; Agaricomycetes; Sebacinales; Serendipitaceae
Source: the annotation of a GenBank genome assembly